Vespa crabro (European hornet) is the source of this 1319-nucleotide messenger RNA. Its product is annotated as 40-kDa huntingtin-associated protein-like. Gene Ontology annotation, molecular function: protein binding. Gene Ontology annotation, cellular component: early endosome. The record is from RefSeq and is a predicted model, not a curated record. The transcript has 7 exons. Bases 326 to 1255 code for a protein of 309 amino acids. Gene Ontology annotation, biological process: vesicle cytoskeletal trafficking. NCBI's taxonomy places the organism in Eukaryota, Metazoa, Arthropoda, Insecta, Hymenoptera, Vespidae.
CAUAUACGCAAUAAAAAAUUAUAUGUAAUAAAAAAAAUGAUAACUCGAAAAAAUAAUACAAAUAAAAAUCGAUAAUUACGUUUUUACGUUACCAUUGAUGUGAUAACACCUUAAUGUUGUGUUGUAAAAAGGCAUUAAGAAAAAUAUUCUAUGAUAAAUCAAUUGGCUAUGUCGAAUUUAAGAUAUUUUAAAUAAGAAUUUAAUAUCUCGUGGCAUAUAUGUGAAGCACAGGAAAAAUUAUAAUACAUACAGAUAUUUACAAAAAAGAAAUUCAUUGGUAUGAUUGGCAUUUAUAAUAUGACAGAUCAAUAUUUAUUUAACUAAGAUGUCUCAAAUCAAUCAAGGACAAAAGUGCGGAGAAACAACAGAUAUUUUAACAAGAUAUCAAAUUAUAUCUAACAAACUUAAAAAACGUUUUCUGAGAAAACCUAACGUCACAGAAGCCAGUGAUCAGUUUUGUGCCUUGGCUGUUGAAUCCGAACAGAAGGAAUUAUGGCAAUAUGCGGGUUUAUGUUAUUUAGCAGCAGCUAGAUGUCAUGGAACAUUAAAAAAUACUUCUUCUGAAAUCAAUCUCCUGAUAAAAGCUGGCAGACAGUUUCUAACUGCUGAGAAAAAAAAUAAUGAUAUUGGGUGUCCUUCUUUAGGGCAAGAAAACAUGCUGGCUGCUGUUAGCUGUUUUAGUCAUUCUUCAUUGCGUUGCAGUAAUCAAAUGGGAUUUAAUACAUUAUCGGCAGGACUAGCAAUAGAAUUAGCAUUAUCAUUGGGUGCUAAUUCAGCUGGAAUUCAACAAUUACGGAAAUCGAUUGAUACUUUCCCAACUCCAAAAGCUAUUAAUACUUUAAUAUCUUUUUAUAUUGAACAAGGCGAUUAUGUCACUGCUUUAAAUGUUCUCAAUGAAUUCGUGGAAUUUGUAAAAGCUUAUAUCAAUAUUGGUAUAAGAGGCAAUUACAAUGUUAUUUUACGUCGAUGUGAAAUAACUAGAGUUCUUUUACUUUUGAUUCUUCAACCAUCACCUAAAAGACUAGCACCGUCGUUGGUGCAAGUUUUAGAGAAGUAUGCAUGGAUUGAGGAAGGUACAAACAAUGGUCUGGAUAUGAACGAGGAUGAACUUUUAUUACUGCAAUCAUUGGUACUUGCGUGUCAAUCGCGAGACUUUCAAAUAUUAUUUGAAUUAGAAGGUGAAUUAUGGCCAUAUUUAAAUGCAGAACAAAAGGAAUUAUUGUACAAGUUAAUUAAAGUAUUGACAUUACAGUGAAUAUGUUAUAAUUAUCUAUAAAUAUGUAUAUAAUUAAUAUUUAAUAAAAUCCCAAUUUUUUUUA